Messenger RNA from Histoplasma capsulatum G186AR, 471 nucleotides. RefSeq lists its product as uncharacterized. The record is from RefSeq and is a predicted model, not a curated record. The coding region runs from base 1 to 471 and encodes 156 amino acids. Lineage: Eukaryota; Fungi; Ascomycota; Eurotiomycetes; Onygenales; Ajellomycetaceae. The transcript has a single exon.
AUGGCUGGAAAGUUGGAAACCGAGAGUCGCAAAGUUGUAGCGACAGACAAAAGGCGGGAGAGGAGCCAGUGGAGUGAAGAAGGAGGGACUAGGGAGCGGAGCGGGACGAAUGGGGGAGCCCUGUUGAUGCUUGGCGGAUGGGAUUUUGAUGCGUUUAGGAUGGAGCAAGAACCGGCUGACACGAGGCGAAAAUGGCCAAAAAAAAUAGACCAGAACAGCGAAAGGAAGAUGGAAGGCGACGGACAACGGGCUCUUUGGGAGGGGACAGUCCCACGGGGGGGUGAACGGGGCUGGGCGCGUUGGGGCGGGCGCGUUGGGGCCGCCGAUGGAAGGGAUGGCGAUGGGGAUGGGAUGCGAGGCGGUGGUGUUCGUCGUCUUGGGAGGACUGAGAAAAUACGGAGAGGGAGCGAGAGAGGCCAGGAUGACGGGCGGGGGCACGUGAGCGAUGAGUCAGCGUGGUGGCGCGGAUGA